AUGCAUCCGGCUCCAGUUCUCCUGACCCUGCCCACGCUUCCCGUUCCCUGCCAGCUGGUUCCAGGCUUGGUAGUCUGGCUGUUUGUGAACGGCAUCAGCCCUCCACCUGUGUGGAGCAGUCUGGCCUACAGCCCCCACCUGGGUGGAGCAGCUCAGCUGGUGCAGGACAAGCUAGAUGCGUACAAGGCUGACGACCCCACGAUGGGAGAGGGUCCUGAUAAAGCUCGUUCUCAGCUUAUCAUCCUGGACCGGGCGUUCGACCCCGUGUCCCCUGUCCUGCACGAGCUCACCUUCCAGGCCAUGGGCUACGAUCUGCUGCCCAUCGAGAACGACGUCUACAAGUAUGAGACGAGCGGGAUGGGCGUCCGUGAGAAGGAGGUUCUGCUCCACGAGGAUGACGACCUGUGGGUGGGGCUGAGACACAAACACAUCGCCGAGGUCUCCCAGGAAGUGACACGCCAGCUGAAGGACUUCUCAGCCAGUAAGAGGAUGAACACUGCUGGAGAGAAGACCACCAUGAGGGAUCUGUCUCAGAUGCUGAAGAAGAUGCCCCAGUACCAGAAGGAGCUGAGCAAGUAUUCCACCCACCUCCAGCUGGCUGAGGACUGCAUGAAGCACUACCAGGGAACGGUGGACAAGCUGUGUCGCGUGGAGCAGGACCUGGCUAUGGGCACAGACGCGGAGGGCGAGAAGAUCAAAGACCCCAUGAGGGCCAUCGUCCCCAUCCUGCUGGACGCUAACGUCAGCACCUACGACAAGAUCCGCAUCAUCCUGCUCUACAUCUUCCUCAAGAACGGCAUCACGGAGGAGAACCUCAACAAGCUGAUCCAGCACGCUCAGAUCCCCCCUGAGGACAGUGAGAUCAUCACCAACAUGGCCCACCUGGGCGUGCCCAUCGUCACAGACUCCACCCUUCGCCGGGGUAAGAAGCUGGACAGGAAGGAACGUGUGAGCGAGCAGACCUAUCAGCUGUCUCGCUGGACACCACUGGUCAAGGACAUCAUGGAGGAUGCCAUUGAGGAUAAACUGGACACCAAGCACUAUCCCUACAUCUCCACCCGCUCCUCCGCCUCCUUCAGCACCACCGCAGUCAGCGCCCGGUACGGGCACUGGCACAAGAACAAGACCCCGGGCGAGUAUCGAACCGGGCCUCGCGUCAUGGUGUUCAUCAUCGGAGGCGUGUCCUUCAGCGAGAUGCGCUGCGCCUACGAGGUCACCCAGGCCAACGGGAAGUGGGAGGCUAUCAUUGGAUCGACUCAUGUCUUCACCCCUACCGGAGUGUUGGAUGCUCUCAAGGCCAUGAACAAACCAGAUGAGGAAGUUGCAAGCUAAAAUCAUCCAAUCACGUCUCUCGCUUCUGAUAUCCCGCUAACCUAGUACCCUGUCCCCGUCUCCUUGACAACGAUUCUCCCAAAUCUUACGUUUAUUGUGAAUGCAUCUUGCUUGAGAAAAAAAUAACAACAAAAAACAAUGACAGCAUUGAUGAAAAAAAAUACAUGUGAAAAACAAAUAAAGUCAAAAGAAUCGUUGCAAGUAUUCUCAUGUUUUACAAUGGAUGCAAAUAAAUAAACUUAUUUAAAGAGGUUUAAACAUCAACAAAUGCCAUUUAAAACUUGAAAGUACCAAAUGUUAUAUUGUAUGCUAUGAACCCUGCUAGAAUGCGUAAAAGGUAGAGAUUUUCUGUUUGUUCCCUUGGUUACCUUAUUGGUGUGAAGUUAAUUGAUAGUGGGGGGAGGAGGGAUGUGUGUUGAGGCCUAGAACCAUUAGUAGAACCAUCUCCUCAUCCUGACAGAUAUUUCAUCCUCCAUUGACCCACAAGGAAAGAACCCUGGUCGUUCGAGAUGUUUGUGUCAGUAGCAUGCUUGCCCAUUGUGUGGACUGUUACUGUAAAACUAUUAUGUGGCAAAAAAUAGGACCAGACAACACCCAACAGUACAGAUCAUUUCCAUAGUCUGUGAUGUUUGACCAUGGUCAGUCAGUUUCAAAACUGAAAUCUCCCCUGUAGAUAUGUAGUGGAGGACAAGGGCCCUCCAUCCCUCCUCACCCACACACGAACGCAAGUAUUUACUCACCUCAGCCACUUCCUUUCUCUGGAGACAUUUCAAGUUUUAGUGUCAAAAAGGCCACUGCUUGCGGAUAUUUAAACAAUUAUCUUAAAAGGGCCGAGUGUAUUUCAGUAUUGUAUCCUGUCAGAUUCAGUCUCAUCAUUGGUUCGUAACGCUGUGUUCCAUGCGCGAGUAGCGUGUUGUGUAUCUGCCAUAAGUUGAUGUUUUAGCGUCUGUCUGUUCACCAGUGAUAUUUCUGACUGUGAAGUAGUGAAACAUUUCCUUUCAAAAUGAAAAAACGAAAAAAGUAGAAAAAAAGCCAAUGUGAAGCCGCUGUGUUUGUGCUGUUUUAGCUGUAGCUGUAGUGGUCAACUAAAUAAUAACUAAUAUCUAUAUUUCGUUCAUCUGUCUGUAGGUUUCUCCUCUGGUGCGCUGUUAAAUCUUCCAAUGGUGAAUGGCUUUGCAAAGAAAUGUAACCCAGAUUAUUAACGUUUUUAUUUAUUUGUCCCCUUUUUCUUUUUAUCUUUCCCUGUUUCCUGGCCAAACUGGUUGUAUAUUGCACUAUGCGUUUUCUGUCAACGCUUUAUUUCAAUUAGUAUUAUUCUUUCUGUUAUCAUUUGCUGUUGUGUUAUCGUUCACUGUCUAUUCAAUUAAUUUAUAUAAGUUAUUUAUCAGAGACAAAUAUUAAUAAAUGAAACAUUAAGUCUGUCCUAAACAUGUUUAACUUAUUGGAAAUCUAUGUUUGCGAGUGUUCAAGCACAAACAAAAGAAUACUUCAUGUGUACCAGUGUACUAAAGGCUAUCUAAUAAAUUGGCUUCCAUUACAAUA
Molecule: messenger RNA, 2874 nt
Organism: Osmerus eperlanus (European smelt)
Lineage: Eukaryota; Metazoa; Chordata; Actinopteri; Osmeriformes; Osmeridae
Gene: stxbp1a
Product: syntaxin binding protein 1a
Biological process (GO): neurotransmitter secretion; intracellular protein transport; vesicle-mediated transport
Cellular component (GO): plasma membrane; secretory granule
Molecular function (GO): syntaxin-1 binding
Source: RefSeq, a predicted model, not a curated record